ACAUGUCUAAUAAUAAAAAUAUUACGAUUGUGCGUUUUAUGAGAUUUUUAUUAUGUUUUAUAUUUUAUUAUAGGCGCGUUGUGCGGUGUUAAAUUAUGAAGUAGAGAUUUAAAGUCAUUACUCAAUUAUUAUUUUUUACGAUGCGAACUCGUAGUAAUUCUGGUGUACGGUUAGAUUACUACCAGAGAAUUGUACAUAAGUUAAUUCUUGACCACCAGCAGCCUGUGACUGGCUUGUUUCCAGCUAGCCCUCAUAACGAUCACGCUUGGAUAAGGGACAAUUUGUAUUGCAUAUUAGCAGUAUGGGGUCUUUCUAUGGCCUUUAAGAAAAUAGCAGAUCAAGAUGAAGAUCGGGCCAAAACUUAUGAGUUGGAACAAAGCUGUGUAAAGCUUAUGAGAGGUCUUCUUAUGGCUAUGAUGCAACAAAAAGAAAAAGUUGAGAAAUUUAAGAGUACCCAAAAUCCAUUAGAUUCUCUUCAUGCUAAAUAUUCUUCAAUCACGGGUCGUAAUGUUGUUACAGACACAGAAUGGGGUCAUUUGCAAAUUGAUGCCAUUUCCCUUUACCUCCUUGUCCUAGCACAAAUGACAGCAUCUGGGCUGCAAAUUGUAUUUUCACUUGAUGAAGUAGCCUUCAUUCAAAACUUAGUUUUUUAUAUUGAAUCAGCUUAUUGUACACCUGAUUAUGGAAUUUGGGAAAGGGGUGAUAAAACAAAUCAUGGUCUCCCUGAACUGAAUGCUAGUUCGAUUGGAAUGGCUAAAGCAGCAUUGGAGGCAAUGAAUGAGUUGGAUUUGUUUGGAGCUCGAGGUGGUCCAUCUAGUGUGAUUCACGUUUUAGCAGAUGAAGCGCAAAAAUGUCAGGCAGUAUUGCAAUCCAUGCUGCCUAGAGAAUCUAAUAGUAAAGAAUUAGAUUCAGGGCUUCUCUCCAUUAUAAGCUAUCCAGCAUUUGCUGUUGAUGACCCAUAUUUAAUAGCAAAAACAAGGGAAACUAUUGUAACUAAAUUGCAAGGGAAAUAUGGCUGCAAAAGAUUUCUGAGAGAUGGCCAUAAAACACCUAGAGAAGAUCCUAAUAGACUUUAUUAUGAGCCUUGGGAAUUGAGAAUGUUUGAAAACAUUGAGUGUGAAUGGCCCCUGUUUUUCUGUUAUUUAAUAAUGGACUAUUGCUUCCAAGGUGAUAAAAAUAAUGUCUCUGAAUAUAUGCAAAAGUUAGAAAUGAUUAUGAUAAGAAAGGAUGAAGGUAUGAAGCUGGUGCCAGAGUUGUAUUCUGUGCCAGCAGAUAAGGCACAUUUGGAGCAAAGUGAGCCUGGCAGUCAGGAAAGGAUUCCUCUUGGGAGGUGUCCGUUCAUUUGGGCUCAAUCAUUAUAUAUUCUUGGAAAACUGUUACAGGAAGGUUUUCUUGCCGUCGGCGAGUUGGAUCCAUUGAACAGAAGGUUAUGUUCAGAAAAAAAACCAGACGUUGUAGUGCAAAUAGUCAUAUUGGCUGAGGAUAAUGAGAUCAGAGACAAGUUAAUGGAGUAUGACCUACACGUUCAAACCAUUAAUGAAGUAGCUCCCAUUGAAGUCCAGCCAGCGAGAGUGCUGAGUCAUCUUUAUACUUACUUAGGUAGAAACAAAAAGUUGGGUUUGUCGGGAAGAAAAUCGCGGGACGUGGGAAUAUUAAGUACGAGCAAGCUUUAUUCACUCAACGAUAGAAUCUUUGCUUUCACGCCUCAGUUCUCUGAUAUGAAGCGUUUCUACAUAGCGUCUGACUAUGAACUGAUGGUAGACAUGCUCAAAUCAGAAAUUUAUUUCUUGAAGUCCUCGUGGCAAAAUCUACUGGGAAGGCCUCUUAUCGUAUUAACUUUGAAUCAAAUGAAUUUAGACCACGGUAAAAUUCCAAUGGCCAUGAUUACAACUAUGAAGAAGUUGAAGUCCGGUUACAUUAACGGUACGAGAGUGACUCUCGGUAACCUCGGGGACUUUUUAAGCACUUCGGCCAUAACCAAUUUGAGUUUUCUGGGAAGCCAGGAGGACGGCUAUCCUGACAAACUGAAUCCGCAAGUACAAAGCUACUUGGAGGAACAUCUAUUGAAGUCCUUCAGCAAUAAGUUCAAUUUCUUGUCGAAACCGACCGCACCGCGAGGUCGCACUCUGAGGAGACGGAUGUCAGUCAGGGGCGCCAUCAAGAAGACGAGGUCUAUCAAUGUCGAUUCGGAGACUUUGGGAAUGGAAGGAGAAAACGUCGGUCCGCAACAAGGAAUUCUCGAACGGAAACCUUCGUGGCUGGAAGUGGAUCCCAUGUUCGGACGCAGCCCCUCACCGGAGGACCCCAAGAGGAGAGCCUUUUCCAAGGGCACGUCCACCACCAGCUUAGCGGUGACUCCCACUAUCGAGAUCACCAAAGAGAGUUCUCCGUCGCCACCCAAAGACGAAGCCACCAACAAGAGCGUGGUGGUGCGCAAUCGCACGGCCUCCGAAAACCAGAACUUGAUUUACGCGGAGCAGGAGACGGACGAGCUCAUCGGCAUGCUGCGGGAGACCGAGAGCUUGGACGAGCAAGGGGACAUCCUUCAGUACCUUGUCGACACCCACGGCCUCGACUUCGGCACCGGGGUUCUCGAAAACGGCAAAAGCGUGACGGUGAAGGACCUCCUGAAGAUCCUGUACGAGAAGGCCUGUUCGCAAAAGCUGUGGGGCCUGGUGCGGCACUCGGCGGGGAUGUUGGGGAAGCGGGUGGAGGACCUGGCCAAGGCCGUCACCGAUCUGCUGGUUCGGCAGAAGCAGAUAACGGUGGGAAUGCCUCCCAACAACGAGUACACCAUCACCGCGCCGCUCCCCGAAAACGAACUGCGGCAGCUCAUCCACUGCGCUUACGGCGACGACGAGAGCACGGCGAUGCUGACGCAAGAGCUGCUCGUCUACUUGGCCAUGUUCAUUCGCACGGAGCCGCAGCUGUUCCUGGAGAUGCUGCGGCUGAGGGUGGGGCUCAUCAUCCAGGUGAUGGCGACAGAACUGUCGCGAACCCUCUCCUGCGACGGCGAAGAGGCGUCGGAACACCUCCUCAACCUGUCGCCGUUCGAGAUGAAGAAUCUCCUCUAUCACAUCCUGAGCGGGAAGGAGUUUGCGAUUAACAGCGCAAACUCAGUGUUCGGUAUACCGCUAAAGUUUAGGAAGCAAGGACGCGGUAACUUCUCUAUUGUGAGCAACAAAUCGACUCGCUACGGAAAGAAGUCACAAAUCGUGCUCGAAGGACAGACCAUUCAAGGCAUCGAAGACGCUCCGGCGGCGGAGCCGGAUCGGCAAGGGCAGUGGCUGAGACGUCGGCGCUUGGACGGAGCCCUCAAUCGAGUGCCGAGAGAUUUCUAUCCGAGGGUGUGGGGCGUCUUGGAGAAGUGCCAGGGUCUCGUCAUCCAGGGGAAGACGCUUCAACCGAACUUGACCCAAGAGAUGACGCCCGGAGAGUUGAAGUUCGCGUUGGCCGUCGAGACGGUGCUCAAUUCGAUCCCUCAACCCGAGUACCGGCAGUUGGUGGUGGAGGCGCUCAUGGUCCUGACCCUCAUCGUGGAAUACAAAACGAUCGACAACUUGGGAGGAACGAUCACCGUGGAGCAUUUGGUGCACAAGGCGAAUCAGAUAUUUUUGGAAGAUCAGAUGCGUUGUAACGGCGACGCCACCCUGUGCUGUGCGAAGCCCGAGUGGGGGGGAGGAGGGCAGGUGUGCGGCGGGGCGGCGGGGGUGUGCCAGCUGCUGUACGACAGCGCCCCCAGCGGGAGCUACGGCACCAUGACGUACCUGGCCCGCAGUGUCGCGAGCCUGCUGGCCGACAGGAUGCCGCACGACACGCCCAUCGAGUGCACCGUCACGUAACUGGCAAAACUGUUUUAACUAAAUUUCAGUUUUGUAACAUUGCGGGUAGCUACGUAUUAUGUGUAUAAAAAUUUGUAGUAUUGUUUUAUAUAAAAAGCAAACAUUUCACUUACGAUGUAUACGAUCAUACUGGUUUUAUAUAAUUGUUACUUGAGAAGUUACUUGAUUUACUGGUUCUACUUAAAAAACUUAUAAUUAAACAAAAAUUUAGAUUUUCAAUAUAACAAUACAACUUUGGUCGUCACAUUUGAUGUUGCUGAAACUUUAUUGUCUAUAUUUUAUGUUAUCAAGGCCCGUAGCAAUGGAAUCUGAGAGCAGAAGUAAAAAAAUGAAUUGUGAACCCAACUUCUCUGACCAAUCGAAAAGUUUUCUCUCCAAUGUUUAUGUAUUUGUUCAGUAUUGUUGAAAUGCUCUUUGAAAUUAAAUUACACUUGGAAUGAGCAGUUAUUGCUAAACAGUCAUAAUUUGUUGAAGUUAUAAAAAAUGUUUUAUAGAAUUUGCUAAUCUUAUUCAUAUAUUAUAUAUUUAAGAAACGUUUACUUGCCCCCUUGUGUUAUUUCUUUUGUAGAUUUAGAAUUAAUAUGAAAAAAUACAUGUAACGGUUACAGGAAACUUCAUUUCAAUAUAAUAAGAGAUUAUAUAAAAAUCCUCUAUUAAACAUAAAUUGUUCUCGCAAGAACUUUUAAAAGUGUCAUGAUAUAGUUUACCUCGAUUUUUUUCACUGAAUUUCAUGUAAUUGUUCUCAUUUGACUCUAUUUAAAUAUCCUUUGAAAAAAUAAAUAU
Pieris brassicae (large cabbage white) is the source of this 4625-nucleotide messenger RNA. RefSeq names its product probable phosphorylase b kinase regulatory subunit alpha. Gene Ontology annotation, cellular component: phosphorylase kinase complex. Gene Ontology annotation, biological process: glycogen metabolic process. The transcript is spliced from 18 exons. The record is from RefSeq and is a predicted model, not a curated record. Gene Ontology annotation, molecular function: calmodulin binding. NCBI's taxonomy places the organism in Eukaryota, Metazoa, Arthropoda, Insecta, Lepidoptera, Pieridae. Bases 141 to 3842 code for a protein of 1233 amino acids.